CAGGCGCAAAGAUCGUCUUUCGGAUACAAGCAGGUCAUGUUGGCCACUGGCCUCGUGGAACUUGUGGCUGUCCUGUGCUUGAUGGCGAACGGGGCACCAAUCCUAUCGAUUUUCGGCGUAUUCACCCUGAAGCUUUCCAUGGUGCCUGACUCCUGGGGCGAGAGAGCGCCAAACUGCACCUUUGGCAGUUGCCUGCUCAGGACAUUUUCGCAGACAGUCAACACCGUCAAGUCGGAGAUCUUCCCCUCGCUGAUCCGCGUCUCGGCGCUCUCGGUGUCCGGCACCUGCGGGCGCAUGGGGGCGCUGCUGGCGCCCGCACUCAUUGAGGAGACCCGGGGAGCCCCAGGCAGCCCGGAGGAGUUCCAAGUCUUCUUGACCCUCCUGGCUGCAGUUCUCCUGGUGGCAGCUGGCUUGGGGGUGUUUUUGGUGCCGGAGACAAAGGGUAAGUCCCUGGCGUGACGCUUUGCCGGCG
Messenger RNA from Effrenium voratum, 472 nucleotides. The record is from the annotation of a GenBank genome assembly. NCBI's taxonomy places the organism in Eukaryota, Dinophyceae, Suessiales, Symbiodiniaceae.